Molecule: messenger RNA, 1786 nt
Organism: Puntigrus tetrazona (Sumatra barb)
Lineage: Eukaryota; Metazoa; Chordata; Actinopteri; Cypriniformes; Cyprinidae
Product: serine/threonine-protein kinase pim-2-like
Exons: 9
Coding region: 115-1269 (384 amino acids)
Biological process (GO): regulation of mitotic cell cycle; protein autophosphorylation; negative regulation of apoptotic process
Cellular component (GO): cytoplasm
Molecular function (GO): protein serine/threonine kinase activity; ATP binding
Source: RefSeq, a predicted model, not a curated record
GCGCAGCGUCAAAGUUUAGAACUUUAGCGCGCGCGGUAUAUAAAGCCAUGGAAUUCUGUGGAACAUUUUGUGGGUUUGUAGUAGUGGUCGAAAACGCGAGUUUUGUACGGAGUCAUGGGACAGCGAAUUUCUCGGGUAACGCCGGUGAAUGAUGGCGAGGUGUACAACCACCAUCUCAGUACACCCCCUACACCCGUAACCGACAGGGCGGAGCAACACCAUCCUCAUCCUCGCGAUGAGCCGCCUGUCGAUGCCGGUGAGGGACUCGCCCAUAGGAGGGAGGAGGAGGAGGAGAAGAGUAGGGAGGCAUGGAGUGAGGAGGAGGAGGAGGAGAAAAAGAGGAAGAAGAGGUUCUGGAGGCUGCCCUCUUUCCUCAAAGCUGCCAGAAAUCGCCUCAGAUUGAUCCGCCUGGGUCAAACUCAGGUGCAGCUUAUUGAGCCUCCAUCGCCAGCCAGCAGCACUAAUGAUAACAUUAUGUGCCACUACGAGCUUGGUGAUCGUCUGGGGGUUGGUGGGUAUGGCGUCGUUCAUGAAGCUAGCCGCGUGGAGGAUGGCCUUAAGGUGGCAGUGAAAGACGUCAUGAAGACCCACGACAUGGAAUAUCUAACUAUUCCUGACCAUCCCAACCCCUUGCCUUUGGAGAUCGCCCUCACACUCCUGGCCAACAAGGGACCCAGCGCGCCAGGGAUUAUUCAGCUGCUGGACUGGCAGGAACAACGUGACAGCUACGUCAUGGUCCUCGAGUGUCCGUCGCCCUCCGAGAACUUGGUUAGUUUCUUGGAGGGCCACGGAGGCAGGCUAGAAGAAGGUUUAGUUCGGCACAUCAUGCGGCAGGCAACGCAGGCAGCUCAAGACGUGUUGUCGCCAGGUGUAUUUCACGGCGACAUUAAGUUGGAAAACUUCAUCGUGAGCAAGGACACCCUGCAGGUCAAGUUGAUUGACUUUGGGUGUGGGGACCUCCUGAGAAAGUCUACCUACACGACAUUGUACGGCACCAUGGAGUACUACCCUCCUGAGUACAGGAUCAAGGGCAAGUACCAUGCGAAGUCUGCAAUGUCGUGGUCUCUCGGGGUCACCUUGUUCACGAUGCUGUGCGGCCGUUUUCCAACUGAGGAGGACCUGCAGAAGACCGAACUAAACCUUUGGUCUGAGCCUGCGCUAUCGAAAGACUGCUGCCGUUUGAUCUGCAGCCUCCUGCAGCAGAAACCACAGCGGCGGCUCAGUCUGGGGAAGAUCCUUCAUCACGACUGGUUUAAGAUCUCCAUAUAACCCCAGACGUUUCCAGAGUCUCCUGUCAGCUUUGCGUCUUGCGGGCUGGCAGAGAGGCUUUCCAUCCCUCCGUGAAGCCUUUGCGUCUUGCGGGGCCGGCAGGCCAUGCUUGCGUCUUGCGGCAUGACCUGAAGCAGCAGUACUUGCGUCUGGCGGUACUGCUCGCUUGGGGAUGUGUACAUAUGUAUAUAGUUUUUUCUCAGAGCCUUCAUUGUUAAUAGAUUGCUGCCGUUUGAGCCUCCUCCAUCAAGCGGUGACUCCUUCUGGGGAAUAUCCUUUACCACGACUGGCUUCAGAUCUCCAUAUAAGUCGUGGAGAAUGGAGCUCCAACCCCAGACAUUUCUAGGGUCUCCUGUCAGCUUUGCGUCUUGCACCAUGACCUGAAGCAGCAGUAUUUGGGCCUCAAGGCCAUCUUCUCUCAAAACCUCUCUCUCAAGACAAAUCUUUGAUGUCCCAGAGGUUCCUGCUAUGGUACUCCAGGUGUCCCUGUCUUGCUGCCCUGGUAGCAGAACUUACU